Messenger RNA from Trypanosoma cruzi, 1615 nucleotides. Its product is annotated as dispersed gene family protein 1 (DGF-1), putative. The transcript has a single exon. The record is from RefSeq and is a predicted model, not a curated record. Lineage: Eukaryota; Euglenozoa; Kinetoplastea; Trypanosomatida; Trypanosomatidae. The annotation marks the transcript as partial.
ACAAAGGCGCGUGUGUGUCAGGAUGUUUGUGUGGAUGGUGGCAGCGUGCUGCAGGUGUGUCCCAGCACUUCCCGUCUCGGCUUCGCCAUGCUCAUGGCAAACACGCUGACUGUGACUGGCGGAAGCUGGCUGGUGCACCGCGACAACGAGUUCCACACCGCCUACGUUGUGUACCUGACCAAAUACUACGGCAUUGCUUUUUGUGAUCAGAGUGUGUGGUCGAUACUUUACAACAAGUUCACUCACGGCUUUUACUCGUCGACCAUUGCAUGUAUGACGAGCAAGUGGCCACCACCAUCCGACACGCGCCCGACCAUCUACGGCGUGUGCAACGAGGCAAGGGGCUCUCCUGUGACGGAUUACCAAGAAGAGCUCAAUAUUGGGACGCCCGUGAGGGUGCUGGACUGUGGUGCGUGCACCGUGGACGCCGUGUGCUUCGCAGCGAGGACGAGCAGCAUCAGCGGCUGUGAGUGUGUGUGCGCUGCUGGCGGCUACGGUGACACGUGUCUGCCGGCUGCUGUUCCGGACGGCCUUGGACCGCUCCCGCUCCUCGAAGCGGACGACACGGAGGUCCGCUGCGUGCACGGUGGCAGCAUCAGCUCCGUGGACGAUCCUGAUCCCGGUGUGCGUGGUCUGUGCUUUGUCAACGUGACCUUCACUGCCGCGAUUGCGCUGGACCUGUUGCAUUUUGACGCGCCAGAACAAACACUCAACAUCACGCUGCUGCAGUGCGUUCUCAUAGGCCUGUCGAUCAGGGGAAUUGGUGCGCGCGUGCACGUGAACGUGACAUCCUCGAUGCUGGAUUUCGGAGCGUUGGAGUUUGAGGGUGAUUUCGGCGUGGGCUCCCAGAUACUGGUGGCAGGCAGCGCGCUUGUGACGGAGUCGUCUUACGCCAUUUUAUUUUUAAAGGUUUUUCUUGGUGUGAACUCGACGCUGCUGCUGCUUGACAACAACUUGGAGGGGAGUAAUUGCGCGUUAUAUAUUUCCAAUGCUGCCGUUGAUGGUGGCGGGGUCAUUGUGAAGGGAAAUACGCUGAUCACAACGGAGGAGGAUCAGGGUGUGGAGUCAUCUGUUUGCGUGAAUGCUAUUGAUGUGAGGAACGGCGGCCACAUUGACGUGGAAAACAACACGAUGAGUGCUGCUAAUGGUGUUUACAUUUUUGGGGAUACUUCCGUGAGCACCGCGGGGCUGCUGCGAGUGGCGGACUGCACCUUUGUUGACAGCACGAAGGUUUCGACUUCUGCGCUGGUGUAUUUGUCUGGCUUUGUGACUCUCGAGGGUAGUGCGCAGUGGCGUGUGGAGGGCAACAGCGUGGGUGCAGCCUCGGUAUUAAAUAUUCCUCAUUUUCAGCACAAAAUUCGGCUGUCGGGCAGCAGCACCACCGUGGUGCUUGCAAACAACCGUCAGGUGGACUCGAGGGUUUCUUUUGCCAAACUUCUCCCAUCGAGCAUUGUCGUGAAGUUACCCGCGCGGUUGGUCGUUGGGUGCAAUCUGCAGGGCGAUGAGGAGGUGUCGUACGACGAUGUGUUUCUUGGGGAAGUGGUGGUGUUCAGGUGUGGCACGUGCAACGAAGACGCGGCGUGCUACAUGCCCGGGACGGAGUUGGUGGACCGCA